Molecule: messenger RNA, 948 nt
Organism: Beta vulgaris subsp. vulgaris (sugar beet)
Lineage: Eukaryota; Viridiplantae; Streptophyta; Magnoliopsida; Caryophyllales; Amaranthaceae
Exons: 3
Coding region: 1-948 (315 amino acids)
Source: RefSeq, a predicted model, not a curated record
AUGCCCUGCUGUAUUCAUGGACCAGAUGAACCGCUCUUUCCAAGGACAGCUCAGCCGUUGACUAAAUUGAUGAAGAAGGAGAGUAAGUUCCUGUGGUCCGAAGAGUGUGAAAAAGCAUUCCAAGAAAUGAAGAAGUGCCUCACUACCGCUCCUGUUUUAACCCUGCCUACUGAAGGGGUUGGGCAGUUGAAGGUGCAUGAAAAGAACUACCCUACUCAUGAUUUGGAGUUGGUUGCUGUGGUGUUCGCUCUUAAAAUCUGGCGACACUAUCUGUAUGGGGUUUCGUGUAGGUUGUUUACCGACCACAAAAGCCUCAAGUAUAUCUUCACUCAAAGAGAUUUGAAUAUGAGGCAGAGAAGAUGGUUGGAGCUGAUCAAGGAUUACGAUCUGCAGCUUGAUUACCAUGAGGGCAAAGCUAAUGUGGUUGCGGAUGCUCUCAGUCGGAAGUCGAAGCAUUCUAUUAAUGCAGUUAGUGUUCCGCCGAGGGACUUAUGUGAUGAAUUUCGGAAGCUUGAAAUCGAGGUGGUACCUCGGGGUUCGGUGGAAACUCUUUGUGCUAUGAGUGCCGAGCCUGCCUUGUUCCAAGAGUUGCGAGAGAAGCAGAAGAAUGAUCCUAAGUUGGAAAAGAUCCGUGAAGCUAAGGCUCAGGGCCGAGCCGAAAUUUUCGAAGUCGAUUCCGAGGGAGGUCUAAAGUUUAUGAGUCGUUGGUGUGUGCCUAAUGACUUGGAGCUUAAGAAGAAGAUUCUCGAGGAAGCUCAUUAUUAUGAUCGAGCAUCAAAGACCGGGUGGUUUGCUACACCAUUACGAAUUCCUGCGUGGAAGUUCGAUUCUAUCUCGAUGGACUUUGUUAUGGGUCUUCCGAGAGCUGCUGGUGGUAAAAACGCAUUAUGGGUGAUUGUGGACCGGUUGACUAAGGUAGCUCGGUUUAUUCCGAUGAAGAAUACUUAG